AACGUGUCCAACUCGACAUUGAAGUCAUUUGGGGGCAUUGACGUUGGGCAUUUCAGUCGCUAACGGUAUUCACAAGACAAACUAGAAGGCGUUAUCAUCAAUUUAACUGCCAAGGCUCUUUGGCUGAGGGGUUGGAAAGCAAACUUAUUCUCCAAGUUGGAGCUUUAAGUCGAAUUACUCCCAUUUCCGGAAACCGUUAUCAUCAUCUAUACAAUUGAAGCAACAUAAGUUUGUUCCUCUCCCAAGGAAAUGGAUCCGAGGCUGUACCGAUAUGCUAGCUCCGGUGAUAUUCGCUCCCUCAAGGAGCUUCUCGGUAGAGAUCCGAGCGUACUCCCGGGGCGCACUCCUCAAGGAAACACGGCCCUCCAUGUUGCCGCUAGAUUUGGACAAAGACCAGUUUUCGCGGAGAUCUAUAGUCGAUGCAAGUCCCUUCUCAUGCAGCCGAAUUCCGAGGGAGACACUCCUCUGCAUGUAGCUUCAGGGGCUGGCCAUCUUUCUGUUGUGAAGUUUCUAGUCAUAGAGAUCACAUCCACCUCUCCUUCUCAGCUAGACAUUGAAAGCGGCUGCCACGGCAAUUUUGAGAUUCUAAGACGUGGAAAUAGGAUGAACAACACAGCCCUGCAUGAGGCGAUCAGAAACGGUCACUCACAAGUGGUUAGGUUGCUUAUAAAAGCGGAUUCUCACCUUGUGCUUUACGAAAAUAGUGCGGGAGAAUCCCCAUUGUACCUGGCUGCUAGUGGGGGCGUGGAAGAGAUUGUAAAUUGGAUCUUGACAUCGUGCCCGUUAUCUGCUCACGGUGGAUCAGAUGGCCAGACGGCUUUACACGCUGCUGUGAGCGCAAGACAUUAUGGUAUAGUGAAAACACUCCUAAGAGUGAAACCAGAGCUGAUCAAAGAAGCUGACAACUAUGGCAGGACCCCUCUUUACUAUGCAGCUUUUUCUGGAUACCACAAAUUGGUUCAACAAUUACUGGAGCUCGAUAUCUCGAGCGCAUAUUUAGUGGACAGAGAUGGUCAUUCGUCACUUCAUGCAGCAGCAAGUAAUGGCCAUGCCAAGGUUAUAAAAGCGAUUAUCCGGCAAUGCCCGGAUGCUGGGGAAUUGGUAGACGUAAAGGGCCAAAACAUUCUUCAUGUUGCAGUCCUAAGCGGGAAAGCAACUGUUGUCAGAUGCAUAUUGGAAACUAUCGAGCUUGAGGGCCUAAUAAAUCAGCCCGAUCACAACGGUAAUACUGCUUUGCAUCUAACUAUCAUGGAAAGGAGAAGUUGGAUCGCGGCUUACCUAUUGUGGGAUGCGAGAGUUGAUCAAACAGCUCGGAACACAAAAGGGGAAACCGCCUUCGAUGUAGAUGAGCCAACCAAGGAACCGCGUGUUAUUCCCUCGGUCGUGAUGCUGAAUUCGCGACAACUACGCCUCCCACAUCUUUGGAAUCUCCGAGGAGAAUUUCUCCCCUGUACAAAUGAAGAAAAAGAUGGUGUCUUGACUUCAGAACAAACUUACAAGCAAAAUUGUCAGACCUUACUGAUGGUCGCGAUGCUCAUCACAACCGUGACGUUCGCAGCAGCUUUCACAAUGCCCGGCGGUUAUAACAACAACAUCGGCCCGGGCCAAGGAGUGGCCCUUCUUCGGUCAAGUGGUUUUCUCAAGCAGUUCAUCAUCUCUGACACUAUUGCAAUGACCUGCUCUAUAAUGGCCUCUUCCAUCAUACUCUGGGGCACUGCUUUCAGCAAGAGAUGUUACAUGCAUUGCUAUGUGACUGCAGCUGUGCUGACAUUCAUCGCGCUGCAGUCGACUGCCAUGUCAUUCAAUUCGGGUCUCUUGGCUGUGUUACCUGACCAAACAUAUGUCCACACCAUGAUUUGGAUAGUUGGCAGUGUCUUCCAUGUUAACACCUGCUUGUUUCUCUUCAGACUGGCCCAGAUUUUUUCCUUCUCUGAGAUCUGCCUCUCCUUGAUUUCCCGCCUCAGAAGGAUCAAGUGUAUCAUCCAUUCCCACAUAGCAAAGAAGUAACAUUCUUCAGCAUUGUUAUGUUGGAGAAAUUACUGACAACUUUUCCCCUUGUGGAUUUGGUGAAAUCUGCAAGAAAACAUCACUGAGUUUUUUCAUUUUUUU
Syzygium oleosum is the source of this 2109-nucleotide messenger RNA. Its product is annotated as ankyrin repeat-containing protein At5g02620-like. Gene Ontology annotation, molecular function: protein phosphatase regulator activity; protein phosphatase 1 binding. Bases 250 to 2007 code for a protein of 585 amino acids. Gene Ontology annotation, cellular component: plasma membrane. NCBI's taxonomy places the organism in Eukaryota, Viridiplantae, Streptophyta, Magnoliopsida, Myrtales, Myrtaceae. The transcript is spliced from 3 exons. The record is from RefSeq and is a predicted model, not a curated record.